Molecule: messenger RNA, 462 nt
Organism: Acanthosepion pharaonis
Lineage: Eukaryota; Metazoa; Mollusca; Cephalopoda; Sepiida; Sepiidae
Source: the annotation of a GenBank genome assembly
AUGCUGGAUGUCAUUGGACCACCGAACAGUCCAGCCGGUGUUUAUGCCGAACCAGUAAUGACUAAUAAGAGAGCUUAUCGGCUUCAUUGGACAGAUGGUAACGACAAUGGCUCCCCGAUCCAAUUCUACAACAUCCUCGCUGCUACUCAUCAUAGUCCUGUCUACAAGACCUUAUUAGAAGAUAUCCCAGAAGAAAGUACUUUGCAAUAUGACAGCAGGCAAAGGACAUUUCUGGUAGGGGAGCUUCGACCUGUGUUUUAUUCGGUACCCCAGGCACCACCAGAGAAAGUUCCUGAUCAUGUUGGUGGAGGUGGUGGCUCUGUGGGAACAUUGAAGAUAACAUGGAUGGCCCUUUCAAUAGAAGAUCAAGGCGCUAAAGGAAUCGGUUACAAUGUUUAUUGGCGCGAAAGUUUCAAAGAACCUUGGAAUUUUGUAAGUACGCGUUUGCGAAGGCUUCUUUAA